AGCAUCAGAGUUUCGCAUCGGUCUUCUAUACGCUUUGUCUGAAGUGCGCGCGCAGUCAGCGGAAGGUCGCAGUGUUUGGCGAAAGUAUUUAAGAAACCGUUUAAACAUUACAUUUGUAAAUUAUUUAACUUCAUAAAUGAUGACAAUCAGGUGCUGUAUUGUUUUGCUUCAUUUGGUAAUGUUAAAUGAAGUGUCUCUGCAGAAUCCUGUUGUGGGUUUUAUUGGAGACUCUGCUGUUUUACCAUGUUUUUCUAAAGAAGGUCAACUUAAACGUCAAGAAAUCACCGUGCAUUGGAGAUACAAUGACAGUCUGAAUGUGUAUGACAUUAUUAAUGGUCAAGGCUCUGUAGAAGAACAACAUUCAGCAUACAAAGGCAGAGCUGAAACAUUUUCAGAUGAUUUUGAGAAAGGAAACUUCUCACUCAAACUCAGCAAUCUUCAACAUAAUGAUACAGGACAAUAUGUCUGCUACGAAUCAACAGUUCAAAGUGUGGCGCUACUUGUCAAAGAGAAAGAAAUAAGCAUCCAAGUACAAGAAAAGAACAAGCAAACAGAAGAAAAAGGGAACCAAGGAGCACAAUCCAGACCAGAGAAGAUCGUAACUCUAGGGGCUGUGCUUUCUGUUUUCAUUCUGCUCUGUAUUUGAAUAUUUACAGGAGAAGCAAUUUGCUUAUGAUAUGCUUAGCUUGUAGGGUGUUCUUUGGGAUGGAAUGAGCCUCCAACAUUUAAACAAUCUGCUGAGACCAAGAAACAGCUGAAGACGCACCACAUCCAUUAGCACUUGAAGUCGCAAUGAAAUCAAAAUGGACAAUUCUUAAUUUUUUUGAAUAUUGAACUAUUUAUUAUAAAUUAUUUAUCCGUGCACUUAAAUUUGUGUGCCCUCAUAAUCUUUAAUCAAAAUAACUUUCCCUUCCCCUUGCAACAACAUCUUUUCUCUGAUGACGUGUUUAUUUGCACGAUGACGGGAUCCACCUGUCAUUCACACGAGAUCACAGCAAUAGCAGACAACAACGAUCCAAUCAUUUCCUGAUGGACAAAAUCAUGUCCCACCCUACAUUUUUCUUGUUAGAGUAGCCAUUUCAGAUAUAUCUCAGAUAUACACGUUACAAUAGGGAAGAAAAACUAAUGCAACUUCCGUUACAUGCCAGCUUAAGCAACAUUUAAAAUAAUGGUCUAUAUGGCAACUUGUACUGCAGCCUAAAGGCAUUAUGUUAUUUAUUUUUAUCAAGUUAUU
Molecule: messenger RNA, 1234 nt
Organism: Sinocyclocheilus rhinocerous
Lineage: Eukaryota; Metazoa; Chordata; Actinopteri; Cypriniformes; Cyprinidae
Product: CD276 antigen homolog
Exons: 4
Coding region: 137-646 (169 amino acids)
Biological process (GO): T cell costimulation; cellular response to lipopolysaccharide; negative regulation of T cell proliferation
Cellular component (GO): external side of plasma membrane
Source: RefSeq, a predicted model, not a curated record